AAAAAUCCAUUAUACACAAGAAGCUUUUCAUUGAGUUGUUCUCUCAUAAGAGCAUGGUGCUUAGUAAUUUCUAAAGACAUUUCUUCCUUAUUAUUAUUAUGAUAUUUUAUAUACCACAUAGGUGCGACAUGCGUCUUUGACUCGCCAGCGUUCGGCUUUCAGAGCACACCAAAGGCAUAGAUCACGCGACGAGACGUCUAGCGAUUUGUCUAAAAUGUUUGAGUCCUCUUCUACUACUGCGAAUGGCGGGGAUAUUCUUAGUUCUAGUCUUACACCUUCCAUAGCAACGAUUGCCAAGAGAAAUGAUGAUAUAAACGAUGAACAGCGGCCUAUGCCGGCAACGACAUGUUCGCAACAAAAACAAGAGAUAAAUGCAAACAGCGUGAACAGUCAUUGGUCCAGUGCAUCAACGCAGCCAAUGUCAUCUUCAACGACAAUUAAUACAUCAGAAGCCGGUUAUAAUAGCAGUGACAAUAUGUUAAGCUCGGCCUCAAUGUCCCGUAAAGCAAGUACCGCAUCCGAAUAUACGUCACUUUCAUCCGAUUACACACCGGAAAAUACAAUUACACCGAACUCGACAUUCACAAUGGAGAAUCGAAAUGACGAUAAUUAUUUCGAAAUAAAUGAUAACGUGGAAUUGUCAAAUGUCGGGAUCGCACAAAACAAGUCUGGCGAGCCUGAUUUGUCGACAGAAAGCGAUGAACAGAAAUGCUUAAGCAAUUUGGCACUUAAGGGCAUUUCGCCCAUUAGCCAUGACUACGCCUCUAGCAGUUGCCCUGUUCAAAACACGGUACCCGUGGCACGUAAAGUGUCUCGUUUCUACGUAAAUCCUGUAGUGCUGCCACGCACUGACAGUUCUUCCUCUUCAGUUCCAGUACAUCAACAACAGCAGCAGCAGCAGCCACAACAGCAACAGCAACAGCAACAGCAAUUACAGCAACAACAAGAGACACAGUUACAAAACGAAGAUGCAAAAACUAAUGGAGGCGUUAGCGGUGGCGGUGGCGGUGGCGGUGGUGAUGCUGCUGUUGCGGACGUGAUCGGUACCAGCGUUGGCUCCGAUUUAUAUUCGAAACAAUGCAUGAUUCAUGAGCAAAACAAGGAUCCGAAUUUCAAUGAACUACAGCAGCAGCAGCAGCAGCAGCAGCAGCAACAGCAGCAACAGCAGCAGCAGCAGCAGCACAAUGGUAACAGCGCUAAAACGGUAACCAGUGGUAUUGGUGGCACCUUAUUAACAUCAAAUACGACUAGCUCUUUAGAACAAUUAAAAAUUGAAUUGGAGAAUAUAACGCAUGCGCAAGCAUUUGCUUCAGCUAUUGUUGCCUCAAUAAGUAACGAUCAUACAUUAGUCGCAAAUGCUCAGAUAUGCGGAGGCUGCGGAGGUAAUUCGCAAUAUGCUCCUCCCAAUCCGCCACAGCAACAACAACAGCAGCAACAACAACAACAACAACAAGAAAAACAGCAGCAACAACAACAGCAGCAACAGCAGCAGCAAUCACAAGCGCAGCUACAACAAGAAGAGGUAGAUAGCCAAAUCAAGAUAUGCAUGGUGUCUUGCAUUAUAUAAAACUCUUUUUACACUUUUGCUUAUAUAAUUUCGUUCAAUUACCGCUACGUGGUCAAAGUACUUUUAAUAACUGCACUAUGUUUUUCUUUGUUGUUAUUAUUAUUUUACUAAAACCACCAUAGCUAAGCCAAUCAUAAAUCGUAUUUAACUAAUGCACAAAUACAUUAUUACUUCUUCUCCGUCAUAUUUCAAUAUAUUAAAAUAUUAUAUAAUGCAAAAUCCAAUUUAAAUAUGAUAUAAAAUUUGCUUGAGUAAUUGUUUCCGAUCCAAGUAGAAGUGCACACAAAAUAGUUUCAAUUUCGAUUGAAAAUAGAUAUUAAUUAGGGCCAAAUAACAAUGGGAAGAAGAAGAAGAAGAAGAAGGAUGGGUAUGUUUACUUCGUCUUUGUCAUUUUAAUUGGUGUAGAGCCGGGAAGGAGA
Molecule: messenger RNA, 1986 nt
Organism: Glossina fuscipes
Lineage: Eukaryota; Metazoa; Arthropoda; Insecta; Diptera; Glossinidae
Product: ras-interacting protein RIP3-like
Exons: 3
Coding region: 215-1567 (450 amino acids)
Biological process (GO): regulation of transcription by RNA polymerase II
Cellular component (GO): nucleus
Molecular function (GO): transcription cis-regulatory region binding
Source: RefSeq, a predicted model, not a curated record